AUGGUCGGCGUCGCCGCCGGCUUCGCGUUCGCGCCGGCCGUGUCCCGGCGACUGCCCUACAGGCCGUGCUGCUCCACCGCCCACGCCUCGGUGCCCUCGUCCUCGGCGCGGUCGUCGCUGGCCGCGCGGCAGGGGCGGCCGCGGCGGCUCGUCGCCGUCGCGCGCUACUCCGCGUACGGGAGCGACGAGGAAGACGACGAGGAGGGCGGGGGCGGGCGGCGGGACCGCCCCGAGCAGGAGCAGGACCCCGCCCUCGACAUCGAGCGCAUCCAGUCUUCGACCGUCAGGCUACUGGAUGCCCAGAAAAAUAUGGUUGGUGUUAUAUCUGUAAGCGAGGCAGUUCGAAUCGCAGAUGAAAAUGAUCUUAUGCUGGCAAUAUUGUCACUAGAUGGAGAUCCUCCAGUACUCCGACUCUUUGAAGAGAAAGAUUACAAAAAACACAAGUACGAACAACAGAAGAAGAAAAGAGUUCAGCAGAAAAGAUCCGUUGCAAAACGCAUGGGCUUGAAAGAGCUGAAAAUGGGGUACAACAUUGAUAUCCAUGAUUAUAGUGUGAGACUUAGAGCUGCAAAGAAAUUUCUUAAAGCCGGUGACAAGGUUAAGAUAGUGGUGAACUUGAAAGGUCGGGAGAACUUGUACAAAAAACAAGCGAUUGAACUUCUCAGAAGAUUCCAAACUGAUGUUGGUGAGCUAGCGACAGAAGGAAGUAAGAAUUUUGCAGAGAGGAAUAUAUAUUUGAUUCUUGUACCCAAUAAACUAGCCAUACAGAAAGAACAAGAUGGGGUGAGCAAAAAGGACACUGUGGAAGGAGAGACGGACCAAUCAGAGGAUGAAUUGGACGAGGACGACACUGUGAUCGAACAACUGGAGGGAAGUAGUUUGGAUGGGGAUGAGCUCGUGAUAGAACAACUGGAGGAAAGUAAGGAACCUGAGACAGAAGUCUCAGCAAAUGUUUGA
Messenger RNA from Triticum turgidum subsp. durum (durum wheat), 957 nucleotides. The record is from the annotation of a GenBank genome assembly. Lineage: Eukaryota; Viridiplantae; Streptophyta; Magnoliopsida; Poales; Poaceae.